AUGGAUAGCAAUUCCGUGUCACCGAUGCCGGAACUAGCGCCGAUAGCGGAAUUCGACAAGUCGCCGCCGUCACCGCCCAACGAAGAGGUGCCAAUGGACGACUUGCCACCUCCACCAGCUACUAUCUCUCAGGCGGAAGGGAAGAAACUUAAAAUACAUAGAAAACAUUAUUCGGAUGAGCACGAGCGAGGCGCUUGUGAGUGGUGCGAGUAUGCGCUCGUUAUCACUCUGGCCACGAUUCUGCUCAUUGGCGUGUCAGCGCUCACCAUCUUCUGGACGUUCUUCUACAGAGAAGGCUAUGCCUGGGCUGACGAACUCCCUGAAAAGCAGUUCAACCUGCAUCCUACACUUAUGGUGGCCGGUUUCAUUACUUUCAGCGGAUUUUCGGUCCUGCUCUACCGUAUCUGCCGUUGCUUCAGACGAAUCUACGUAAAAUUGCUGCAUGCGAUAUUCCACGCUUUGGCGUUCCCCUGCAUAGUUAUCGGAUUCCUCGCCGUUCUCGAUUUCCAUAACAAGAAAGGCAUUAACAACUUCUACUCACUUCAUAGCUGGAUAGGCUUCGUAGCUAUGGGACUCUUUGGAAUCCAGUAUGUCGUCGGUUUCUUCAGCUUCCUCCUGCUAUUGAUCUGUAACAAGGGAACUGCGAACUUCCGUGCUUCAUUGGUGCCAAUUCACGCUGCUUUUGGUAUUCUGACAUUUGUUCUCGGAGUAUGUGCUUGUCUUACUGGACUUACUGAGAAGGCUCUCUUUACCCUUGGUGCGGAACGGUACAGCGGGCUGCCUGACGAAGGAGUGAUCAUCAACGCUAUCGGUGUUGCCAUCAUAGCCAUACUUGCAGUCGUCAUGUAUAUUGUAUCGAGGAAUAAGUUCAAAGCAGAUUCCCGUGACAUGAGAGCCUCAGUUGAUUUGUAAAAUUGUAAAAAUAUAAUAAUAGAUCUAGGGCGUAGCUACCCUAUGGAACUCUCGAGAAACCUGCCAAAUUGGGAAAUUCGAAACCCUUUUAUGUUUAACUGCAAUGAAACAAAAAGUCCUUUCCUAUAACAUUUUGAAACGUAGUUUAUAUUAAGGACUAGCUACGUAACUGAAUUGAAUCGGCAUUUUGGUAACACUGCGUGUCUAUAUAUUAAUACACAGUUUAAUUAUUAACUUUUGUAACUUCAUCUAAACAAUACUGAAAACUGAGGUGAUAUAAUUAUAGGGAAAAAAAAAUGUACAUAUAAUAUUUUGUAAUGACAUUAAAUUUACAUACUAAAGAAAUAGCUUCAAUUAAAUAUACAUACAAUUACACUACAUCUAGUACUCUAUUUUUUUUUUUCUUAUAUUAAAUAUGCGUUUAUUUUUGUAAGCUUUUAUAAUAAAAUAAUAAAUUAUAGUUAAGCUCUGUUAGGGAUAGUAGUUUGAAAGGCGUUUUAAGAUUACGAUGAAAAGUACCUACGUAUGUACAAAUAUGGAGGCUUUUACUAUUAUACGAUUGAUUCGGUCUGCAUCAGACCAAAAAUAUAUUUUUUUAUCAAUAAGACUUAGAUUA
Melitaea cinxia (Glanville fritillary) is the source of this 1528-nucleotide messenger RNA. RefSeq names its product plasma membrane ascorbate-dependent reductase CYBRD1-like (gene nemy). The transcript is spliced from 6 exons. NCBI's taxonomy places the organism in Eukaryota, Metazoa, Arthropoda, Insecta, Lepidoptera, Nymphalidae. The coding region runs from base 1 to 912 and encodes 303 amino acids. The record is from RefSeq and is a predicted model, not a curated record. Gene Ontology annotation, molecular function: oxidoreductase activity.